AUGGACGGUGCCACGCCCGGUUGCAACGGAGGAGGCUUGGGUAUGGGGCUAGCAACCUUAUCCGAUAAAACCCCAUUGCUACAGAAAUGCCAGCACAAGUUCCGAAGACCACAUUCCUGGGAGAGCAAGGAUCUUCGAAAAUGGGAUACACCUCGGGACAAUUUGAAAAAUAGGGCAAGGGCCAGUCAGCUGUCAGCGACCUAUGACGCAGGAAGAGUCACGGAAUACCUUUACAAGAGAGGGCUGCAGAAAAUAGAGUUUCUGCUUACUGCCGGCUUCUACGAGGAUUGGGAAUCCAAGCAUUUUUCUUCGAGUCCGGCUGCAGUGUCUGCACAUGUCGGUCAGAAGGUUGAACUAUCCUGUGAACACACGCACCGAUUGGAGGUCGUGAGCAGUAUCCUCUGGUACAAACAGCAUGCGGCCGAACCCCCGGUAGCGAUCAAAGCCACGGACUGCCAAAAGACCGGUUGCAGGAUGGCUUACAAAAAAGGCUCCGGCGAACGCACAUCAGUGUUGGAAAUCCGGGAGGUCCGUGUGGAGGAUUCGGGUACCUACUACUGUGCUAGAUUGCAUAGCUAUUCGCUGCUUGCGAAAGGACCCACACUUCUAGUUGGAGACAGCUCCACCAACCGGACUAACAUGUUGGUAUUUGUCCCGCCGUCUGAAAGGAACGGGUCGGUUCCCCUGGUGUGUCUGGUCGGCGGCCUUUCUUCCACUCAGAUUAACAUUUACUGGAACAUAUCUGGACAAAUCAUGGAUGGAUUGAGCGAUAACGGUAUGCUUGAUUCUGACCGGAGCUACAGUGUUAGAAGUCAGGUGCUGGUCCCAGUGGAAACCUGGAGGAGCGGAGGAGUCUGUACCUGCAUCGCACAACUCGGGGGCAUGGGAAAGACGAGGACCAAAAGCGUGUCCCAUCACACAGAUGAACCAGAUCAAGGUUGGUGUCUUCCAACAGUGAUCCUCCUUGCUACCCUUGUCUUCCCUGUUAUCCUCAUUGCUUUUUGGACUUUUAAAGUGCGGAGAUCAGGGACCCAUCGUCAAUCGGCGACGCGUCAAGGACAGAGCAGUGCAGCUCAGUCCGAAGCGCCGAUCCUUUACGCCUCCCUCGAGUUCGCAGCAUCCUCCCAAGCCCGCAGAUGAGAAGCUGGUUGGUUUCUACGUCGGUGGAUUAUGAGGAAAUGGACCUAACCCGGGAUCACACUGAAACCUUCUCAUCGAAUCAUCCCUUGACUCUCCGGGAUUGACAUGAUUUUUUACGGGUUCAUUCUUUAUGUCAAUAAAAUGCGGGACUAACAUUGAUGUCACGGUUCAGGUAUAUUCUGAACACUAGUGAAAAAAAGAAGGUUUUUGCAUAGUUUGUGUCAGUCUUAUCAGAAAGCUUCCCUCAGAGCUAUCAUUUAGCUUUUUUACUUUCUAUAAAUUGAAUGAACUGAGACGGUAUGGCAACAUAAAACGAUCAGGUAGAUAUUCAAAGACCAUUCGUUAAGCAGCGGUGCAGGGGAAAUGCAGAAAGAGGAAAAUAGAGGAUGAAAUGGACAGAUAACAUUGCAGAGUGUUCUGGAGAGAGUUUUGCCACAACCCAGGUAUUUGGUAACAACCGUGAAAGAUGGUGGCAACUGGUGCUGUGUUUAUCUGUACAUCGCCGUAAUGACACAGGCGGGUUAAGGCAUCCGCAACAGUCAUGUAACGGUAAAUUGAAUAUAUUGUAAUAUAAUGAAAACGGUACUGUUUUGAUCAAUUGUCAUUGCCUGGGUUAUUCCGCUUAGGGUUACAACGUGGGUUGAGGC
This is a messenger RNA of Hypanus sabinus (Atlantic stingray), 1787 nucleotides long. RefSeq lists its product as uncharacterized. Lineage: Eukaryota; Metazoa; Chordata; Chondrichthyes; Myliobatiformes; Dasyatidae. The transcript is spliced from 7 exons. The record is from RefSeq and is a predicted model, not a curated record. The coding region runs from base 1 to 1140 and encodes 379 amino acids.